AAGAUGGUGCGAAUCAGUGUGCUGCGCGAUUGCCUCAACAACAUUGUGAAUGCCGAGAAGCGUGGAAAGCGCCAGGUGUUGAUCAGGCCAAACUCCAAGGUCAUCAUCAAGUUUCUGCAGGUGAUGCAGAAGCAUGGCUACAUCGGCGAUUUGGAGAUCAUCGAUGAUCACCGAGCAGGGAAGAUUGUCGUGGAGCUCACCGGCCGCAUCAACAAGUGCGGCGUGAUUUCCCCUAGGUUUGAUGUCUCAGUGGCAGGCAUUGAGCAGCUUGCUAGCGAUCUCCUUCCAUCCCGUCAGUUCGGCCACCUUGUGCUGACCACCACUUACGGCAUCAUGGAUCACGAGGAAGCUCGUCGGAAGCACGUGGGUGGCAAGAUCGUGGGCUUCUUCUUUUGAGAUAGUAAGCAAUGGCAUUGUAGUAGUGUGUCGUCGGCUUGGAAAAGAUCGUGCGAACCGAUUUUGAAUCCAUGAGUCAUGAGAAAGAAGACUAAGGGGGUCGAUGAACAAUAGCUUUCUUGAACUUUGGUUGAGGCGAGUCCAUCAGCAUGUUCUCUUGACUCAUUAA
Molecule: messenger RNA, 565 nt
Organism: Durusdinium trenchii
Lineage: Eukaryota; Dinophyceae; Suessiales; Symbiodiniaceae
Source: the annotation of a GenBank genome assembly